AUGGAGGACGACGAGUACGAGGAGGGGAUGGAGAUGGGCGGGCACCACCACCCCCACCAUGGCAGCGGCGGGUACGGCGCCGACGAGUACGGCGGCGGGGAGGAGAUGGAGGACGACGAGGCGGAGGGGGACGGCCCCGACGAGGAGGAGAUCACCCAGGAGGACGCGUGGGCCGUCAUCUCCGCCUACUUCGAGGAGAAGGGCCUCGUCCGCCAGCAGCUCGACUCCUUCGACGAGUUCAUCCAGAACACCAUGCAGGAGAUCGUCGACGAGUCCGCCGACAUCGAGAUCCGCCCCGAGUCGCAGCACAACCCCGGCCGCCAGGCCGAGUUCGCCGAGACACUCCACAAGAUCAGCUUUGGACAAAUCUAUCUGAGCAAGCCAAUGAUGACAGAAGCUGAUGGAGAGACAGCUACUCUGUUUCCGAAAUCAGCAAGACUCAGAAAUCUGACAUACUCAGCGCCACUAUAUGUUGAUGUAUCAUACAGGGUUAUGAAAAAAGGACAUGACUGUGAAGAAGUUACAGAAACUAUGGAGUACCCAAAAGUCUUCAUUGGAAAGGUUCCCAUCAUGUUGCGUUCUAGUUACUGCACACUGUUUCAACAGUCUGAAAAGGAUCUCACAGAACUUGGAGAGUGCCCUUAUGACCAAGGAGGGUAUUUUAUAAUCAAUGGUAGUGAAAAAGUUCUUAUUGCCCAGGAGAAGAUGAGCACCAACCAUGUCUAUGUGUUUAAGAAGAGGCAGCCUAAUAAAUAUGCAUAUGUGGCUGAAGUCCGCUCUAUGGCAGAGAAUCAGAAUAGACCAGCUAGUAGUAUGUUUGUACGGAUGCUUUCUAGGGCAGGCGCAAAAGGGGGUUCAUCUGGUCAGUAUAUCCGUGCUACUUUGCCCUAUAUUCGUGCAGACAUUCCGAUCAUCAUCGUGUUCCGAGCAUUAGGAUUUGUUGCUGAUAAAGAUAUAUUGGAGCACAUAUGCUAUGAUUUCUCUGAUACACAAAUGAUGGAGUUGCUGCGCCCAUCUUUAGAGGAAGCUUUCGUCAUUCAAAAUCAGCAGGUUGCUCUGGAUUACAUUGGAAAGCGUGGAGCUACAGUUGGUGUAACUCGAGAAAAGAGGAUUAAGUAUGCCAAAGAGAUACUUCAAAAAGAAAUGUUACCCCAUGUUGGUGUGGGUGAAUUCUGUGAAACUAAAAAAGCAUACUACUUUGGAUACAUUAUUCAUCGUCUACUGAUGUGCGCUCUUGGUCGAAGAGCUGAAGAUGACAGAGAUCAUUAUGGCAACAAAAGGCUGGACCUUGCAGGUCCAUUGCUUGGAGGACUCUUUAGAAUGCUAUUCAGGAAAUUGACAAGGGAUGUGAGGUCAUACGUGCAAAAGUGUGUGGAUAAUGGCAAGGAAGUCAAUUUGCAAUUUGCUAUUAAAGCCAAAACCAUUACUAGCGGGUUGAAGUAUUCCCUUGCUACUGGAAACUGGGGACAGGCUAACCAAGCUGGUACCAGGGCUGGUGUUUCUCAGGUGCUUAAUCGCCUUACGUAUGCAUCUACAUUAUCUCAUCUGCGGAGGUUGAACUCUCCAAUCGGGCGUGAAGGGAAAUUGGCAAAACCUCGUCAAUUGCAUAAUUCUCACUGGGGAAUGAUGUGUCCUGCUGAAACCCCUGAGGGACAAGCUUGUGGUUUGGUUAAAAAUCUUGCCUUGAUGGUAUAUAUCACUGUUGGUUCUGCUGCAAAUCCUAUUUUGGAAUUUUUGGAGGAGUGGGGUACAGAAAAUUUUGAGGAGAUAUCACCAGCAGUCAUUCCGCAAGCUGCAAAAAUUUUUGUCAAUGGUUGUUGGGUUGGAAUUCACAGAAACCCUGACCUGUUGGUGAAGACCCUUAGGCGUUUGAGAAGACAGAUUGAUGUCAACACUGAAGUUGGUGUGGUUCGUGAUAUCCGUCUGAAAGAGCUCAGACUUUAUACAGACUAUGGACGCUGCAGUCGUCCAUUGUUCAUUGUUGAAAACCAAAGGCUUCUUAUUAAAAAGAAACAUAUCCGAGCAUUGCAGCAAAGGGAGACUCCUGAAGAAGGUUGGCAUGACUUAGUUGCUAAAGGAUUUAUUGAGUACAUAGAUACUGAAGAGGAAGAAACUACUAUGAUUUCCAUGACCAUUAAUGAUCUUGUAAAUGCUCGACACAAUCCAGAGGAGGCAUACUCUGAAACUUACACUCAUUGUGAGAUUCAUCCUUCAUUGAUACUUGGUGUUUGUGCCUCAAUUAUUCCUUUUCCGGAUCACAACCAGUCGCCUCGUAAUACAUAUCAAUCUGCUAUGGGAAAACAAGCAAUGGGAAUCUAUGUUACUAAUUAUCAGUUAAGAAUGGACACAUUGGCCUAUGUGCUAUAUUACCCACAAAAGCCUCUUGUUACCACUCGUGCUAUGGAACAUUUGCACUUCAGGCAGUUACCAGCUGGCAUUAAUGCAAUUGUUGCUAUUGCAUGCUACUCUGGAUAUAAUCAAGAAGAUUCAGUUAUUAUGAACCAAUCUUCAAUAGACCGUGGGUUCUUCCGAUCUCUAUUUUUCCGCUCGUACAGAGAUGAGGAAAAGAAGAUGGGGACUCUUGUGAAAGAGGAGUUUGGCCGUCCAAAUAGGGAGAAUACCAUGGGAAUGCGCCAUGGGUCAUAUGAUAAACUAGAUGAUGAUGGACUUGCACCACCAGGUACAAGGGUAUCUGGUGAAGAUGUCAUUAUUGGGAAGACAUCUCCUAUUCCACAAGAUGAUGCCCAAGGGCAAGCUACCAGAUACACUAAGCGUGAUCACAGUACUUCUCUGCGCCACAGUGAAAGUGGGAUGGUGGAUCAGGUUCUGCUAACAACAAAUGCUGAUGGUUUAAGAUUUGUGAAAGUUAGAAUGCGAUCAGUUCGCAUACCACAAAUUGGAGAUAAGUUUAGUAGUAGGCAUGGUCAGAAAGGAACUGUUGGAAUGACUUAUACACAGGAGGACAUGCCGUGGACUAUUGAAGGCAUCACACCUGAUAUUAUUGUGAAUCCACAUGCUAUUCCGUCCCGUAUGACUAUUGGUCAGCUGAUUGAGUGUAUUAUGGGUAAAGUUGCUGCUCACAUGGGAAAAGAAGGAGAUGCAACUCCUUUCACUGAUGUUACUGUGGAUAAUAUCAGCAAAGCACUCCAUAAAUGUGGUUAUCAGAUGCGUGGAUUUGAGACCAUGUACAAUGGUCACACUGGAAGAAAAUUAAGUGCAAUGAUUUUCCUUGGCCCUACUUAUUACCAGAGACUUAAGCACAUGGUGGAUGACAAGAUCCACUCUAGAGGCCGUGGUCCCGUGCAGAUACUUACCAGGCAACCUGCAGAGGGGCGCUCUCGUGAUGGUGGUCUCCGCUUCGGAGAGAUGGAGAGGGACUGCAUGAUUGCUCAUGGCGCAGCAUUUUUCCUAAAGGAAAGGUUAUUCGAUCAAAGUGAUGCAUACAGAGUCCAUGUAUGUGAGAAAUGUGGGCUUAUUGCUAUUGCUAAUCUCAAGAAGAAUUCUUUCGAGUGCAGAGGCUGCAAGAACAAAACUGACAUUGUCCAAGUACAUAUACCAUAUGCGUGUAAGCUUCUGUUCCAGGAGCUCAUGGCGAUGGCUAUCGCUCCGAGGAUGCUCACCAAUGAUAACAAAACUGGGAAGGAUCAGAAGAGGCGCUAAUAUUAAGUAUCGCAGGGGGGCGGAGCUUCUCGCUGUAUGCCGUAGUGCACUAAUGCUACAUCCUUCGUUUCAUAGCUAGUACUAAUAUCAUCUCUGUACCAUGAGGUCUUAAAUUCUAACUUGGACAUCUGAUGGAGAAAGCAGUCGGCAGGCCACACCCUCAAGAGUUAAUAUCAGCACUGCUGAUAUGUGUUCUUAGAUAUCCCAAAUCUACGCUAUAGGCGAAUUUGCGCAGCAAAUUUUUAUGUGCCCUUUACACCAAGGGAUAUACUGAUCCGGACUAAGGGACUGUACUGUAUACUGCACAUUGUUACCGGGACUGAGUUGUACCGGUUCUUAGUUUAUCGGGAUACUACAAAUCCCAGCUCGAACAUUACAUCAAUUGUUUGAUAAGAUAUCUUGUAAGAAAAAAGAAUAAUGAUGUAGGAUUAAUUACUGGAUUUUCAUGUAACAACUUCGCACACAGUUACUUCCACCGGAAACAAUGAGUUGAAUUUUCAUACAUCAUUAACUUA
Molecule: messenger RNA, 4175 nt
Organism: Oryza brachyantha (malo sina)
Lineage: Eukaryota; Viridiplantae; Streptophyta; Magnoliopsida; Poales; Poaceae
Product: DNA-directed RNA polymerase II subunit RPB2
Exons: 25
Coding region: 1-3660 (1219 amino acids)
Biological process (GO): DNA-templated transcription
Cellular component (GO): RNA polymerase II, core complex
Molecular function (GO): DNA-directed RNA polymerase activity; DNA binding; ribonucleoside binding
Source: RefSeq, a predicted model, not a curated record